CUCGUGGGGUGGAAUGCAAGAUUUGACCGCUAAACAUUAAACAAAUGAACAACUGCACAAUCAGCUGAUCUCAGCUCUGUCAUUCAAAACAUGAGCAACCCCGCUGAAACGGCCAGAGCGGCACGGAACGCAGCCGCAUCAUCAAGUCAAGAAGGUGCAAAUCAACCAUUACGAUUACAUCAAAGAUGCGAAUUGAGCUCGUACGGUCAAGGUGAGAUCUUAUUCGUCGGUCAGACUUCUUUCUCGCAUGGAAUCUGGGUCGGUAUCGCUCUUGACGAUACGGCAGGAAAGCAUGAUGGUGUAGUACAAGGUAAACGUUACUUUACCGCACAUCCUGGGCAUGGUAUCUUUGUCCGUUCGAGUCAGGUACACAUUGAAGAAGCAGUGGCGCCACCCGCUAUCUCCAGAGCUCCUCCUGCAGCAAAUCGAAUCCCAGCUUCCAGAAGUGGUCAGGUAUUGUCCAGAUCAAGUAUUGCAUCGACAAGUCGAAGUGUGAGCCCCAAUAAACCUGCAGCUCGUGUCUCACGCCCUUCCAGCAUUCUCCCACCUCCUUCGGCCGCUUCUGCGGCCUCUGCUUUUGGAGCGUCAGCUCGACAACAGGCUGGAUCGCCCCAAAAGCGAGCUUCACUGGCACCAAAAACGCCUGCCAGAACAAGUACGGCAGGCAUUGCCAGCGGUGCUUCUACUUCAGCCUUGAAUCCACGAACACCAGCACGAACGGCCACUACGGCUACAGGAAGAGCACCUCAGUCUACCGUUGCAAGAAGAGCAGUAGGAACAGCAAGCUCGACUCCCGGUUCGACUACUUCUCGAGCAACACCAGCCAAUCGAACACCAAAGACGACAGGUACUUCAUCUUCCCGAUCCAGCAGACCUCCCACAUCUUUUGAUGUAGGCGAGGGAGAAGACGAUGACGAUUUGAUGGCGAUGAUACGUGCAAAGUUACGCAUCGCUGAGAAGAAGCGUGAGGAGGAUCGAGAAACGAUCCGCGAGGCGGAACGUAUUCAACAAGAAUCAGAACAAUUCUUGGUAGUAAAGCCAAAGAUGGCAGCUAAACAACAAGAACUGCAGAACGAAUUGAAAGACCUUCACAGACAAGAGCGUGAAUGGAACACCUUCAAGGAAGAACAUGAAAGGGAGAUGGCGGAAUUGACAGAUCAAGUGGAGAUACUGACGCUCGACAAAGAAAUGGCAGAAGAACGAGCUGAAGCUGCAUCGGAGGAACUGCAGCUACUGAAAGAUCGGGUGGAGGAAUUGCAACUUGAUAUUGAAGUCUUGCGGGAAGAGAAUGCCCGCUUCGAAUCUGGACCAGUGGAAGAAGGCGAGAAGCUAUCGGUGGGAUACAUCCAGCUGGAGAAGCAGAAUGAACGUUUGAAGGAGGCACUUUUACGGUUGAGGGAUUUGACAGCUGAAUCCGACAGUGAGCAAAAGCAAAAGAUUGCAGCGAUGGAGAAAGAAUUGCGCGAGUUGGACGAAAUUCAGGCUUCGUACGAAUCUACACUGGCCAAAUUGGAACAAUCCGAAGCAUUACUGGAAGAUCUGAAGAUCCAAUUGGAUGACGCAUUGGGAGCCGAAGAAAUGCUGGAACAAUUGACAGAGCGCAAUAUGGCCUUGCAAGAGAAGAAUGAAGAAUUGCGACUCAUUAAUGAAGAUCUGGAAGCCUUGGAAGAAUUGAAUGACGAGUUAGAAGAGACGCACAUCGAAACCGAAAAGCAGCUUCAAGAAGAAUUGGAUUUAAAGGAAAUUGAAUUGCGUGAAUAUCACUUGCGCAACGAUUCUUUAGAGGCCAACAUUGUGGAUUAUGAAAACACAUUUGUUCAAUUCCGAGAAGUUGUUCUGAACUUGCAAAGCGAAGCGGAAACGUUGCGAAAUGACAAAGAGACUCGUGACGUGGACAGAGCUGCUGCCGCCGCUGAAGGACAAGCGAUUGCCAAUUUGAACUUGAAAUUGCAAUCUUCAACUAUGAAAUCGCAAGCCAAGACGAUUGAGCUGGAAAUAGGCAGAUUAGAAGCAUCACAGGCUAAGCGUCAUUUGGACAUCACGAGCGUUUAUCUACCAAAGAAGUACUUUGAAGAUGACAAGGAUGCUGUCGAAAGCUUGUUGUUCUUCCAAAGGAUUGCAACAAAGACUGAAGUGAUCAAGACUGUAGUGGAGAGCAGCACCGAUAUCGCUGGAAGCUUAGUGGGCGUGAUCGAUGAACGCUUGAUCACAAUUUGUCGAAUGAGACAUUCACUUGCUCACUUUAUUGCCUCUUCACGUCAAAUAUCUGCUUUGGUUCAAUUGGCUUCCAUUCCUACAUUCUUGAAGUCUGGCAGGAUGUUUAAGGAGCUCGUUUCGAUCGAGCGGACAAUCGAUCAACACAUUGAUCUUCUACGUCGGGAAGAAUUGAAAGAGGAUGAUUGUGCAAAAGAUUAUCGCAGAUUUGUGAAAAUGCUAGAAGACUUUGAAUUUGCUCUUCUGGAUGGCAGCUCAGAGUCGAUCGAUAGCGAUUUAGCAGCAAAAGAACUGGGAUCGGCGACGUUGUUCGAUCUGGAUCUUGAUACGAUUGCUGCUGCUUUAGGAUUUUCAAAACAAGCACAAAUUGGUGAUGGAGACACAUCAGGACUUCUUCCCACCGGUGAUAUUGACAUGCGCUUGAAUGAUCUGGAUAUCAGUGAAGUCUUGUUCACACCAUUGCAAGAGCUCAUCAACCAUAUACGAUCAACGAAAGUGCCUGCACGUAAAUUGUUGCGCAGACUGGCAGCUUUGUAUGCUAAUGACGAAGCGGUCAAGAUGGAAGCGAUUGUCAAGUUGCCUGGUCUGGGCCACUGCAGUAGUCAAUUGGUAGCAUUUGCAUCGAUGCUGGCAACGUCUUUUAACGAAUACGUAAGCAGUGUGCGAACGAACAAAUCGACUUUUGAACUUAAGGAUAUCUUGGCGCUUGUCUCAGAGGCUGCGAAAGAGGCUAUGAGCUCGGCAAGUAAUGAAGACGGAUCAGCCCAAAUGAGCACAUCUCUUGCCGCUCGUGCUGCCGCUGCCUGGAAACCGAGCUUGACGGAGACAACAAAUUUGGGUCAAACAGUGACCGAAUUACUCAAUGCUGCUACUGAACAAGAUAAUGUUCACAAGAUAUCAGGAGUUGCUCCUUGGCUUGGACGAGUGGAAGAAUUCCGCCAAGAACAAGAUACUGCAGCUGAUACACAACGAAACUACUUGAAACAGACGGAGGAUUUACGUGACUUGUACAAGCAAAUCAAAGUACGCGAUGAAGUCAUUGAAGAAAAUCGAAUCAAGAUUGAGCGAAUCGCAAAGCAAUUACAAAGGAGCAGACAGGAUAACGAAACAGUCACUACUCUACGCGAUGAUUUAGUGGAUAUGACCAAACGUAUGAAAGCGUACGAAGAAGGAAAUAGCGCUUUGCAACAAGAAUUAGAGCAAUUGCAAAUUCAAUACGAAAGAGCUGUCAAUGAUGGUGCACGUACGACCGCAGGGGAAGGCGCUGCUGCAAAUGCUCCUUCUUCGGAUGGUGCAGUCCCUACACUGCCCACCAAUCCAACCACGAUUACGCCAAGUGGAUUCUUUAAUCCCAACAUGCCUACAAGUGGUAAUUAUGAGGUUUCUUACUUGGUGGAUCAAAUUGAAGCUUUGCGCGGUGCAAUACGGUAUUUGCGAUUGGAGAAUGGUUUGAUAAAAGGAAGGGACUUGUUGGCACAGGUUCAACAAUUGCCUGCACUU
This is a messenger RNA of Meira miltonrushii, 3714 nucleotides long. RefSeq lists its product as uncharacterized. The annotation marks the transcript as partial. Gene Ontology annotation, cellular component: microtubule associated complex; spindle pole body; spindle. The transcript is spliced from 5 exons. The record is from RefSeq and is a predicted model, not a curated record. Gene Ontology annotation, biological process: establishment of mitotic spindle orientation; nuclear migration involved in conjugation with cellular fusion. NCBI's taxonomy places the organism in Eukaryota, Fungi, Basidiomycota, Exobasidiomycetes, Exobasidiales, Brachybasidiaceae.